CAGCCUAAUCGCUAUCCAUUUUGGAAGUAGCUGAAGUGGUAACCAGUCGACUCAUGAGCUCAGUAGUAUCGCAGAUGACCAACUAUUCGUCACCAUAGAUACGUGUACGAGUACAGAUACUUCAACACUUAGCAUCGACCGUUUGGAACUUUAAAAAGAUUUGUUGACCAGUGAUCUUAGGUAAAGUGCAAGAUUGCUCCGACGCGAGAAGACUAAACUGCUUAAGCCACGAGUUGGUGGUAACCGCGAUCGUGAUUCUGAAGAUUGUUCUAUUCGUCGAUGCAGUACGUUUUCAGCUGAGAUACGGUCAAGAACUCUGAUUCGACCUGUGAAGUUCUGGUGAAGUGUUACUCAGAGUCAUCUUAAAAGAUUGAAAAUGACUCGUUGGAUGGAUUUAUUGCUGGUGCUCGGGACUUUGAAUGUUCUAAGUGGAGUGAGUCAGGCUGGUCCAUUGCCUGCGGAUACAGAUAAAUCGGACGAGGCUGAAGAGUUUAUCUUUUUACUCGGUAGAGAAAAAGCGGGUCGCAGUUUAUUUGACGACAAACAAUCUGAUCAACCAGUAAAAGUGCCCUUCUCAUUGGAACUGGAGCCACCUCUUCCCGAUAAUGCGAACGGUGCUAGUAAGCCAGUUGUCCUGCCACUACGCGAUAGCUAUGGAAAUCCAAUUCCACCAGCAGUGCUUGGAGUCGAUCCAUCAGGAGCUGAUUAUGACCUAAGUGGUCCAAAUAGCAACCGUAACAGCAACAACAAUCCCAAAAAGACAGUUUUCACACAAGGAAUCAACUUCCCAAUUCCAUCAUACGCAUCCGGCAUAACCGAAAUUCAUCGACCCAGCGAUGGAUUACUUCCGCCAUUUGAUAGUGACCACAAACCAGAUAAAGAUGGUCUACCAACAUCAUCAAAUUUACCGUCAGCAUCAGUUCCACUUCCAGUUAAUGAACUCUUGCCACCGUUAUCUGUCCCACAGACAAAAGACGACGCAAUCAAUGAGAUUUCAGGUACUUUGACAAAUAACACACCUAUUCCUGACUCACUUUCUUCUCCUGCGCUUAUUGCUUCUACUCCUACCGCUUCAACUGCAAUUCCCUCUGCAACGAUAACCACUACCCCAAAAACAACUACAUAUGAGCCUGUCACAACUAAAAAACCUUUUAUCGGUGGAAAAUACACCGGUGGAUUUGGUGGGGCUCCUGGUAUUCUGGGCGAGCAGAAGAAAAUCGGUUUUGAUGUGUCAACUACUACCACAACUACUCCUGCUCCAACCAUAAGUACUACUCCUCUCCUUACAACAACAACCACUUCAGAACCACCCACCACCCCUGGUACAACCACUACAACUACCCCACUUCCAACUACUCCAUACACUACCACUACUACUACGACUCCACCCCCAACUCCCCCAACCAUUCCAACUACUACUACUACCCCACCACCACCUACUACCCCUACGACAACCACUACAACUACCACUUUCGUACCUCCAAUCACAGAGGUAGUUACCAGAAAUUCUGUUGACAAUGGUCCCACUAGGAUUCCUAUUGGAGUUGCUCCUCCAGGUGCAAUAAACUUAGGCAUUCCAGCCAUCAGUAAAGUAUUACUUCCGCCUUUCGAAAGUCCCCAACAAAAAGCGCAGGAUUCAGAACUUCACAGUUCUACCCCUACUGCCACCACAACUACUACGACCAGAGCACCAAGAUCAACCACAACCACUACAACCAGACCUCCAACCACUACAACCAGACCUCCAACAACUACCAUAGUCACUACGACCACCAAUGUUCCGGUGUCAGAAAAUCCUCCCCCUAACCAACCAGACGUUGCACGUAUAGACCUAGACAGUAUCCCAUUCCCCACAACCCCACCUCUAGAAAUCCUAAUCAAAAGCACCACUUCCCCGCCUAAACCUAAUGCAAUACCCACGCUAGCGACAAUUCUGUUACCCCCACCGUACUCAUCCAACUCUCGACCUUUCCAACCACCACCGCCUACUCCUUCAACAACUGUAGCUGCAUCGCUACUAAUCCCCCCUCCUGAGCUUCCACCGGGUUCUCAUGAAGGAGGCUCGUUUCUUUCUCUAUCGUUUGGAUUUCCAAAUACACCAACAAAUGAAUCACCACAAAAAACUGCCAUAGGUAAAGCUCUCCAGGAAAGGUUCGGAUCGAAUUUCAACGUUCAGCAACUUCCGUCAUUCAUCAACUCACUCCAACCAGGUCAGUCUAAGCCUGCAGCACCGGCAGUACCAGGAUCCCCCGUAAGUGGUACUAAAUUUCCGCCUGCACCACCAGUCCAAGGAGCACCUUUAGGUCCCGUUCCAGCAGCUCCAAAGCCAGCAGCAGCAUCAGACUCAGGUAAAUAUACAGGUGGAUUUGGUGGAGCCCCUGGCGUUUUAGGAGACCAGAAAGAAGUAGGAUUUGGAAUUAAACCAGGAAGUGGAACUGCAUCCGCUCCUGUUGCACCACCUAAGCCACCAGUUGUGGUUCCUGUUGUCACUCCUGUUGUCGCUCCUGUUGCCGCUCCUGUUGCACCACCUGUAUCUCCUACCCAAUCCCCGAGUGGUGGAAAAUACACAGGUGGCUUUGGAGGACCCCCAGGAAUUCUGGUUCCUUAUGACCAGAAGAAUUCUUAAGGAUGAAUUGAAACAUGUCAGUAUACUGUAGAUUUAAGAUGUCUGUAAUUUUAAUUUUAAGCAAAAACAUUUCCAUAUAUGUAAUUUAUGCACAGUAAGAGUAUCUAAAUCUAAAAAUAAAUCUGAUUGAAUGAGGUGA
This is a messenger RNA of Hermetia illucens (black soldier fly), 2765 nucleotides long. RefSeq names its product flocculation protein FLO11-like. The transcript is spliced from 3 exons. Bases 377 to 2626 code for a protein of 749 amino acids. The record is from RefSeq and is a predicted model, not a curated record. Lineage: Eukaryota; Metazoa; Arthropoda; Insecta; Diptera; Stratiomyidae.